ACUCGACUCAUCUAUGUCCCCAGGUAUGACAUCGAAAAAUGUGAAUCUUGUGAGUGCGACUCGCUGAGGAUUUCUUCAUCUUACGAUAGUUUGAAGUAUGUUGGAAGUUGUGGGCGAUUCAGCGACGGCUAUUUGGAGUAUCAACGUCUUGUGGGAGAUCCAAAGGAUGGCUCGUCAAGUAGUACGACGGCAUACAUUCGUUUUGCAUCGGAUGAAACCGUUCAUCACAAGGGAUUUAACUUGACGUUUAUUGCUCAGUCCUAUACUGGAGGGAGAACGUCCUACCUGAACGCAACUGAAGAUGAAACCAUUGAGUUUGGGACACCGAAAGCUGACAUUAAAAACUAUCGCUCUGGUUCCGAGUACGAGUGGUUUUUAAUUGUCCCUGAAGGGCGACAGGUCCAGAUAGACUUCGGCAUUUUCCAACUGGAGGAGAGUGAGAACUGCAAAAACGACUACGUUGAGUUCCGUGAAGCCGCCAUUGAUAAGAGAGACCCAGGAGAUCUAGAAGGAUACCGUGGUCCAAUCCUGACCGGACGCCUGUGCGGCAAUAGAAAGCCGAACACCAUACAGAGCACUGGGAACAUGGUUUGGGUGCACUUCGAGAGUGACUACAACUCUACCACUGUCUACAAAGGAUUCAAAGCCUCAUUUAAAGCAGGUCAGGGAGGAUUGUCAGUCAGGAAUCCCAUGGCACUUCUUUUCCUUUCAACUUUGUUCAUGAUUGCUUCUGUAGACGGUCUGUUCUAAAAUCUGAAUUCUCCGGUUAGCUUCGAGUGCGUUCCAAGUUAUUAACUAUAACACGAACGUUUUAGCUUUUUAAAAACUUAGACAGUAAUUUUCUCCACACUUGCCGCAAAUUUAUAACAAUAACAUUUUUAAAAACAAAAAAUUUCGAUAGUGCCUGUGUUUAAUUAUGUGUUCCCACAGCUCCGAAAUUUCAAAUGACAGGUUUAGUCGGCAGUUAGAUCGCUUUCAACAAGCUAGUUAAGUGUGACGUUUUAAUGUAUAAAGUUCUCUUUUAAUGGGA
Molecule: messenger RNA, 1030 nt
Organism: Orbicella faveolata
Lineage: Eukaryota; Metazoa; Cnidaria; Anthozoa; Scleractinia; Merulinidae
Product: tolloid-like protein 1
Source: RefSeq, a predicted model, not a curated record